This is a messenger RNA of Anopheles coluzzii, 1292 nucleotides long. Its product is annotated as translocator protein. NCBI's taxonomy places the organism in Eukaryota, Metazoa, Arthropoda, Insecta, Diptera, Culicidae. The record is from RefSeq and is a predicted model, not a curated record. Gene Ontology annotation, cellular component: mitochondrial outer membrane. The coding region runs from base 390 to 929 and encodes 179 amino acids. The transcript is spliced from 3 exons.
GUGUGUACUGCAAAACAAAUAAAAAAACACACACACACACAACCAUCAAAGCUAACAGCACACUAAACGCGGUGCAAACAACAUCGCCAUCGGAGCAUAACUGCGGCCAAAAAAAAAAAAAGGGAGAGAAAACAACAAAAAACCAACAACUGUGAGAUGACUGUGCAGAGUUGUGAAAUCGCCGCGUCAUAAUCGUGCGAAGCUCACACCGAUAAAGGUUUUGGAUGUUUCCGGAGUGCAUCUGCUAUUUACCACCUUGCGGCAUCGAGUGCUAGCAAACUCCCUCCCGGUAACCGGUACUUGCUGUUUUGUUUUUAUCUCCUUAAAUCCACCUUAUCGGUUCGACCCUUCCCUACCCAUCGCCAUAAAACACACUCGCUCGGGAUACGAUGCAGAGCAAGGGCGAGAUCGCUAAAAUCGUCGGCGCGGUGCUGCUGCCCCAGCUGGGCGGGUUCGUCAAUGGGAAGCUCACGCGGACGCAGAUCACCGAAUGGUACAACCACCUGAACUUCCCGUGGUUCAAGCCCCCGAACUGGCUGUUUGCGCCGGUGUGGACCGCACUGUACUCUGGCAUGGGGUACGCCUCGUACCUGGUGUGGAAGACGGGCGGCGGCUUCGGCGGCCCGGCCCAGCUGCCGCUCGCCCUGUACGGCACCCAGCUCGCGCUCAACUGGGCCUGGACGCCGAUCUUUUUCGGCCUGCACCAGCUCAAAUGGAGCGUGGUGGAAAUUCUGGCCCUCACCGGCUCGGUCGCGGCAACCGGUGUAGCGUUCUACCGGAUCAACCCGCUCGCCGGCUACCUGUUCGUGCCGUACUUUGCCUGGUGCGCCUUUGCCAGCGCGCUUAACUACCAGAUCUACAGUCUGAACACGUCGCCGGCCUCGACCGCCACGAUCGAGGAGGUGACCGACGAUGCUAAGAGCAAGUAAGGCAAGCAGGCCGAGCCACGGUGUGGUGCGGUAACCUUUCCGAAACAGCAUUCAUCAGCACGCAGCGCACACACAUACAUAACAUCGCCAAUAAAGUCACGCUACCUCCUCCCGAUCAAACGCUCCCGUCGACCAGUCCGGGCACGCUGUCCCUAUCGGUGAGUGUCCCGGGGCCUCUUGUUGGAGCCUCUCAGCUGUUUGCAUUGGUACGAAUAUUAUCACUGGAAAGUGGAAGGCAUGUCCAGGACCUUUAGGAAAGCAGGAGCAGGGGAGUCCUAAGAAUAUGUUGAGGCAUUUUUUUUACUGUAAUUUAUUUACAAGAAUGCUUUCGGAAGCAAAUAAAACGCGUAAAUAUUGACAAAA